Seminavis robusta is the source of this 1873-nucleotide messenger RNA. The record is from the annotation of a GenBank genome assembly. Lineage: Eukaryota; Bacillariophyta; Bacillariophyceae; Naviculales; Naviculaceae.
GGUGGACGUUACAGGGUACAGCAACUCUGUUCAAGACUCUGAUGUCCCCAUCGGAUCUGGGGUUACCGCCUACGAUCACCCCACAGAAGGUACCAUCCUACUACGGUACCAUGAAGCUACAAUCCACAAGCAGGCUACAACACUACUAUCAGCUUUUCAGAUGAGAGAAGCUGGCCUCUAUGUUAGUGACACUGCCAGGCGCCACGGUGGAGACUCUUGCAUCAUUCUAGAUGAUAUUGUCAUCCCUCUCUAUGUCAGGGGAGCCUUGCUGGGCUUCCCCAUCAGAAGGCCCACAGAGGAAGAAUUAUCCACACUUAGAGCUUAUGAAAUAACUAGCCCCAUGGUGUGGAACCCUGAAACUUUUGUGGAAGAGUCAUUGACCCAGAGUGAAUUUGCAACCUGGGAAAAUUCCAUCACAGCCCACCUCAACCACACAGCAACUACCGCCAAACGCCCUACAGUAAAGGAUGUCCGACCCUACUUCCUCAAUCUACCUGAGGAUACUGUGCAGCACACUAUUGAGGCUACCACUGCCUAUGGAGGCAUAAACUCCCAUUUUCCAAUGAGAAACCAAGUCCAGUCCAUGAACCCAGUUCUCCAACGCCGGCGCCUCCCAGAAGGUUUUGCAACCGACACCUUCUUCUCCACAGUCACCUCCUAUGAAGGAUACAACGCCUGUCAGAUUUUCUAUGGCCUCGAUUCCCACUCUAUUUUUGUCUAUGGCUUGGGGAGUGAAAAGGAUGGCCCGAAUGCCCUCCUCGAUUUCUUCAAACAAGUUGGUGUCCCUCCAUCCAUCCUUCGGGACAACUCCAAGAUGCAAAUGGGCAAGGUGUGGACAGACUACAUGCGCAGGUAUUGGUCCAAGGACAAGUUCACCCAGCCUUUCAAGCCAUCCCAAAAUCGUGCUGAGUUUGGAAUUGGGGUGUGCAAGGGGAGUGUAACCAAGAUGAUGAUCACAACGGGUUGCGCACCCCAAGCCUGGGCAAAGGCCAUCCAACACGCCGCAGACUUGGACAGAAACACUGCAAAGGAAUGCUUGGGAUGGAGGACACCCAUUGAAAAACUUACUGGGCAGACCCCAGACAUCUCCAAUCUCAUCAAAUUCAAGUUCUGGGAUGUAGUACUGUACCAUGAGCCUACCCACAAGUUCCCUGGACAAGCAGUUGGUGGAAAUGAGAGGCUUGGAAGAUGGUUGGGCAGGGCUCUGGACCAUGGUGAUGGGAUGUGUUCUUGGAUCCUAACCCUUGAAACUGAGCAACUCAUUGUCAGAUAUGCGACUGGGGAGAAGGACCCCAGCACCAAAACUGGGGAGGAACCCAAGUUCAAGGCUCCCCCAGCAGAAGUACCCAAAGAAACCAUCAAGGACCUGAUCAUCUGGGACCGCAUCCCCAAUAAAAAAGGCGUAGAAAGAGAUGUAAAAGGUCAUAUUAAAGAGGUCUACAAUUAUGAGGAUGGUACCACCCAAUCAAGGGUGGAAUUCAAGGGUGGGAAGCAGAAGAUCUAUGAGUAUGAAGAGAUCGUGAAGAUGCUACCCAGGUCAGAUGAUGCUGAUGCAGAAUACUGGGAUUUUGAUAAGAUCCUAGACCACAAAUGGUCCCAACAACCUGGUAGACAAGGAAAGAUCGAUGUCAAGGUCAAGUGGAGUGGUUUCCCUGAGGAUGAGGCUACCUGGGAACCGAUGGAAGUGAUCAGGAAGGACAGCCCAACAGUCCUUGCAGAGUAUGCAGCACUCAAAGGCAUUGUCCAUGAGUCCAGGUGGAAAUGGGCCCACAAGUAUCUGAAGAACAGGAAGAAGUUCAUCAGGAUCAGAAAGCAAUGGAGGCUGAUGAAAAAGAGGAAACUGGUGGUGCUGUCAGAAAUGAGUUUGGAGUGA